UUUUUUCAAAACGUUGUCAAAAACCGUUGCAAACGAGUAACGAUUGUUGUGUCUCUGUUUGUUGCAGUUAAUGUGCAUUUUUGUCGCGAAGAAGAUACUGAGUUUAACAUUUUAUUACAGUUUAUUCGAGUAAUAUCGGCAGAAAUGGCUGAAUCGCUGUUUGAUAUCUUUGGAGACCAUAUAACAAGACAAGCGAUCAAAAAUGUUUCGCGCCAACCGCUGUCGAACAUUGAAAAUAUGGGUAAAACGGUGUCUUCGGGCCCUGUUAAGCCCAACGAACCAGUCAAAAAGUCCGAUGGUCCAAAGAAAUCAUUUUUAUCGAACACUGGAAAGGCCUUGAAAAAUACCCCAGUCAGAAAUGUGUUCACUCCAAGAGCAGCUAAUGUUGUUUCCAUGAUCUAUAACGACGAGAAAAAUGAUACCGACUUAUGUGGAGAGGAUAUUGAGUUUCACAGGCCUUCUUAUAAGUAUGACAAUCACCACCGUGACCUAUUUGACUACCUGUCAGUGCCGGAGCCCGAGAUGCUGAAGCAGUUCUCUCCACCAAACACUCCGCCACCCACCACCAAAAGACACAGCAUGGACUUCAACUGCUCUUACCAAGAUGAGUUCUUUAAAGAUGAUUUUUCAAUUGACAGUGUUCCAGAUGAUGAUCUUGGCCUGCCAGACUUGUAUUGAACAAUUAAAUAGAUUAGAUUAGAAUUAAGGCUAUAGAUUAUGACCCUGUGGUUUAAUAACAACCAAGCAAUUUGCAAUUUGGUACAAUAUAUUUGGUCCUGUCCUACUUAUUUCUUUACUUGUAAAUGACAAAAUAAAUGCAGUUUAUUGUAAACACUGACAAUGCAGAGUGAUGAGAUUGUAACUCUGAUCCAUUUGACUGAUUGCUUGUGCUUUGAUUUAAAAAAAAAAACAUUAUCAACAUAAUUAUAUAAAAAGUUUACAAUAAAUUUGUAUCUCUUUUGUCAGGUUCUUCAUGAUUUUCGAUAAUAAUGAUUUAAAUAGGGAGCUUGGUAAAAAUAUCUUAUAACUA
Molecule: messenger RNA, 1030 nt
Organism: Trichoplusia ni (cabbage looper)
Lineage: Eukaryota; Metazoa; Arthropoda; Insecta; Lepidoptera; Noctuidae
Exons: 4
Coding region: 145-678 (177 amino acids)
Source: RefSeq, a predicted model, not a curated record